Molecule: messenger RNA, 4645 nt
Organism: Ceratosolen solmsi marchali
Lineage: Eukaryota; Metazoa; Arthropoda; Insecta; Hymenoptera; Agaonidae
Gene: Cadps
Product: calcium-dependent secretion activator 1
Exons: 14
Coding region: 234-4490 (1418 amino acids)
Biological process (GO): dense core granule exocytosis; synaptic vesicle exocytosis
Source: RefSeq, a predicted model, not a curated record
GCCACGGCUGCUAAUAUCCGGCGAACACGACGGAUCGUCCGAGGCUCACUGCAGCUGGUGAAGCGAAGGUAAGGGCGAGGGCGAGGUGAUCUCGUCAGGGGUUGCCAGCGCGCAUCCGAACCCGUGGUCGAAUCGCGGCGCCGCUGUCCGGGCUAUCUUAGAGCGCCACUUAGCGUUCGGCGCCAGCCUUGGCGUCCACGCUAGCGCUCAGCCAUUGCUAAGGAGCCCGAGCGAUGAUCGACCCAAGCUCCUCGGAGGAGGAGAGCGAAGAGGAUCAAGGCGUCCACCAGGGUACUGGUGGCAGGGGCCGUAGCGGUCCGCCCCAUCAGCAGGCGGUGGCUCCUGGGGCCGGCCACGGCGCCCGUUAUCAUGCCACUAGUGGGCCCGCGGGUCCUGUUGGUGGGUCGACCGGAAUAUCCGGAGCCGGAGGUGGGGGUGCUGGGAGUGGCUCGGCGGGAGGAAGCUUACCGGGUCCGGGCACCCUUGCCGCCGGCACCGGACGUGCAGCCAGCAAGGCUGGGCUCACGGCAGUGGAUCAGGAGGCUGCGGCCCAAGCGCAAGCCAGUCAGGUUAGUCAGGCCGGCUUGGACGUAUCUGGGAACAAUAUGACGAGUGUGAGGACCUCGCUCUCGCCCUCUAUGAGCGCCCAUCAUGAGAACGCGAAUUACACGAGCAAGACUGGACAGAGGCCAACAAGUCCAUCACCGUCCGUCUCUAGUGAGAAGACCGAACAAGAGCUGCAGGACAAGCAGGAACGCGAGGAAGAGGAGAGGAAAACGAGGCUACAGCUGUACGUGUUCAUUUCGAGGUGCAUCGCUUAUCCGUUCAAUGCCAAACAACCGACAGACAUGACAAGGCGGCAGAUGAAAAUCACGAAACAACAAUUGGAGACCCUGUGCUCUCGCUUUCAGAGCUUUCUGAAAGGCGAAACGCAGAUAAUGGCCGACGAAGCCUUCCACAACGCGAUACAGAACUACUACGACAUCUUCCUCAAGUCGGAGCGCGUUGUUCGCAUGGUGCAGAGUGGCGCUUGCUCGCAGCACGACUUCCGUGAGGUAUUCAGGAAUAACAUCGAGAAGCGUGUUCGGAGUCUCCCGGAAAUCGACGGUCUGAGCAAGGAGACUGUGCUUGCAUCCUGGCUGGCCAAGUUCGACUGUAUCUUUAAGGGUACGGGCGACGAGGACACCAAGAGGCCAUCCAGGAUGCAGCAGCAGUCAUUGAAUUCCGAGCUGAUUCUGUCGAAGGAGCAGCUCUACGAUAUGUUCCAACAGAUCCUUGGCGUGAAGAAAUUCGAGCAUCAGCUUCUAUUCAACGCCCUCCUGUUGGAUUCAGCCGACGAGCAGGCUGCUGCCAUCAGGAGGGAGUUGGAUGGUCGCGUCCAAAAAGUAAACGAGAUGGAAAAGAACCGCAAGCUCAUGCCUCGGUUCCUCUUAAAGGAAAUGGAGUCACUUUAUAUCGAGGAACUUAAAUCUUCUAUCAACCAGCUAAUGGCUAAUUUGGAGUCACUGCCAGUCUCCAAAGGUUCGAUAGAGGGAAAAUACGGGUUGCAGAAGUUGAAACGUUACAAUCAUCGUAGCGAUCGCUCCCGCCCCCGUAAUCAAAGUUCACUCGUAAAUGACUCCGCAGAUUCUGAACCCCAAUUGACGAAAAUGGACGUCGCCCUCUCGUUUCCGCUAGAGGUCAUCGUUAUGGAAGUCAAAGGGAUUAAGAGUCUUGCACCAAACCGUAUCGUUUACUGCACCAUGGAAAAUGAAGGUGGUGAAAAGCUUCAGACAGAUCAGGCCGAAGCAUCUAAACCAAUGUGGGACACGCAGGGUGACUUCACAACAAUGCACCCAUUACCAAUUGUAAAGGUUCGCCUUUACACGGAAAAUCCAGCCAUGCUGGCAUUGGAAGAUAAAGAAUUGGGCAAAGUUGUUUUAAAGCCAACGCCAUUGUCGAGCCGAGCGCCGGAAUGGCAUCGCAUGACCGUCCCACGAAGCAAUCCUGACCAGGAUCUUCGCAUUAAAAUCGCCUGUCGAAUGGACAAGCCACUUAAUAUGAAGCAUUGUGGCUACCUAUACGCGGUGGGCAAGUCCGUUUGGAAAAAGUGGAAAAAGCGCUAUUUUGUUUUGGUUCAAGUCUCACAGUACACGUUUGCGAUGUGCUCGUACAAAGAAAAGAAAAGCGAGCCGUCGGAAAUGAUGCAGCUGGAUGGCUAUACAGUGGACCAUAUAGAGUCAGUAUCCGCUAAUCUUAUGGCUGGCAUGGAUUUGCAAGGGGGAAGGUACUUCUUCAACGCCGUCCGUGAAGGAGACAAUAUUGUCUUCGCCUCGGACGACGAGAGUGAGUGCCAUUUGUGGGUGACAGCGAUGUACCGAGCAACCGGUCAGUCACAUAAGCCUACGCCACCCGUAUCCGUCGCCAACAAAAGCUCAACGAUUAGUAAAAUUCAAGGUGAUACCGAUAGGGCGAAAAAACAUGGCAUGGAAGAUUAUAUAAGUGCAGAUCCAUGCAAAUUUGAUCAUGCCAGCCUUUUUAAGUUCCUGCAGAAUGCAACGCUGGAUUAUAGACUGAGCGAUCCAUAUUGUUCACUUGGGUGGUUUUCGCCAGGCCAAGUCUUUGUUCUCGAUGAAUAUUGUGCCAGGUAUGGAGUGCGUGGAUGUUAUCGGCACUUGUGUUAUCUAAGCGAUCUGCUUCACCGAGCGGAACGUGGUCUUAUGAUAGAUCCGACCUUAAUCCACUAUAGCUUUGCAUUUUGUGCCAGUCAUGUGUACGGUAACAAACCUGAUGGAGUUGCCUCCAUCACUCACGAGGAGAAGGAUAAAUUUCAAGAUGUUAAGGAACGAUUGAGACAAUUGCUUGAAAAACAAAUCACUAAUUUUAGGUUUUGCUUUCCAUUUGGCCGACCCGAAGGUGUAUUGAGAGCUACGUUAUCACUUUUGGAAAGGGUAUUAAUGAAGGAUAUAGUUACGCCUGUGCCACCGGAAGAAGUUCGAGGAAUGAUAAAGUCGUGCUUGGAAACGGCAGCCCACGUUAACUACGAGAUACUCUCAUCCGAGGCUAAAAUCGGCGAAGAUCUCAAUGGAGAAGUGUGCGUUCCACCUGGUAAAAAGCUAGAAGAUCUUAUACAUCUUGCAGAGAUAUGCGUUGAUUUGCUGCAGCAAAACGAAGAACAUUAUUCGGAGGCGUUCGCCUGGUUUAGCGACCUCCUGGUGGAGCACGCCGAGAUCUUCUGGGCACUCUUCGCCGCCGAUAUGAAUAAAGUUUUGUCCGAGCAACCACCCGAUACUUGGGACAGCUUUCCACUCUUCCAAGUGCUCAACGAUUAUCUGAGGGUAGAUGACAAUCUGAGAGACGGACGCUUUCACCAGUUGAUGCGCGAUACAUUUGCGCCGCUCGUCGUCAGAUACGUGGACUUGAUGGAGACAUCGAUCGACCAAUCCAUACACAAGGGCUUUGAGAAAGAGCGAUGGGAGAUAAAAGGAAACGGCUGCGUCACAUCGGAGGAUUUAUUUUGGAAAUUGGAUGCGCUACAGUCAUUUAUCAGCGGACUGCAUUGGCCUGACCAGGAAUUCCGUGCGCAUCUCGAGCAGCGUCUCAAGCUGAUGGCUUGCGACAUGAUCGAGUCUUGCAUCCAAAAGACUGAUGUCGCAUUCCAGCAGUGGCUUAAGAAGGGUAUAACGUUUAGCUCCACGGAUUAUAUCAUACCCUCAGAAAUGUGCGCUAUGGUGAACGUUAUCUUGGAUGCGAAGAAUCAAAGUUUUAAGCUUUGCUCUAUCGAUGGGGUGGAUGUGCAUCAAUAUCACGCAAAAAUCGACGAUCUAAUAGAGAAGACUCUAGCUGGAAUGUCGCAGGGAAUGAUUAACAAGCUCGUCAGCAUUCUCGAGGCGACGCUGUCAAAAUUAUCGCGUUACGACGAAGGUUCGUUAAUUGGAUCACUUCUCAGCUUCGCGAAGGUAUCGGGUAGUGGUAAAGAAAUGGGUCAAGCUUACGUAAGCUUUACAAGAAAUAGCACGGAGCAGAUUCGCAGCAAGGUCAUCGAUGAACUGUGGAUUCUAAAUUUUUUCGAGCAAUGGUACACAACACAGGUACAGUUGUUAUGCAACUGGUUAACCGAGCGAAUGGAUCACAGUUUACAUCUUUAUCAGUGCACUUGUCUCGCUCAUAUCGUAAAAAAGGUUUACUCAGACUUCGAGCUUCAGGGUGUCAUGGAAGACAAACUCAACUCGAAGACAUAUCAAACAAUAUCUCAAAGGAUGCAAACAGAGGAAGCAACUUGUGCCUUAACUAUGAGCUCCCAUAACGAAGAGAGACUGUCGGAGAACGGCAAUGAUGAUGAUGUGGAGAGGCCCAAGACAAAAGUAACGGUUGUCGAAAAUCUAACGGGCGAGGACGGCAUAAGCAUCAGCAACGUCACGUCGAACGUAGCCAGCCGAGUUGGCAGUAUAUUUGAGAAGGGCAUAGGCGGUCUUUCGACGAAAUUCAGUGGAGCCACCAGUUGGUUCUAAUAAUCUUCAUUACGUAUGUCACAGGAAAGAUAAUGAAUAAGAAACGCUCAUUGAAGAUAAAAUUCUUCGCAUUUACUUCUCUUGAUAGGAAAUACAAAUAAACAAACAAGAAAGAAGUAAAAAAAAAGAAAAAACAAAACCAAACCAAAAAAAAA